Messenger RNA from Nilaparvata lugens (brown planthopper), 1595 nucleotides. RefSeq names its product leukocyte receptor cluster member 1 homolog. NCBI's taxonomy places the organism in Eukaryota, Metazoa, Arthropoda, Insecta, Hemiptera, Delphacidae. The transcript is spliced from 3 exons. The record is from RefSeq and is a predicted model, not a curated record. The coding region runs from base 346 to 1395 and encodes 349 amino acids.
GGGUUGAAGUGUACGCUUUUGAACAGCUGAUCGGCUGUAGAUACUGGCCAUGAGUUGAGUAGGCCUAGGCCAUGGUUAUAAUAGUAUCUUAAUUAUAAAAUCCCAUUAUCUCUUAUAAACAUACAAUAGUUUUUUAUUUUAAAUAAUAAGCUUAUAACCAUGUAUAAUUUUAUAAAUAGUAUUUUUCAUCAUUUUGGGGAUAACCUAUAAUAAGUUUUCUUGUUGACUUUAUUCCUUUAUUGUUUUUCUGACUGUAAAGUGUCAAUUUUAUUAGAUUCUAUGUAAGAAAAAAUACAUAUGUGUAAGUUAUUCCCCAUCAUCAAAUGAUUAUUCUGAUAUUUUAAAAUGAAUAUUCUACCCAAGAAAAAUUGGCAUGUUCGUAAGAAAGAAAAUAUUGCCAGGGUUCGACGUGAUGAGGCACAGGCUGCAGAAUUAGAAAAAGAGAGAUUGAGAAAAAUCCAAGUUGCGGAGAAAGAAGCGAGAGUACAGCUGCUGAAAGAGAAAUCAAGAUUGUUGUAUCCCAAUCAGUCAAUCAAAACAGGGGUGAAAAGGAAGGAGAAAGAUAUAGAUGAGGAGCAGCAGACAAGUCAAAGUCACAUAAACUUCUUCAAAGAAUUAGAAGAUGGUCUAGUGUCGUUUACGGGCACCAACAAAGAUUACGAGAAGGAGAAGAAAGAGGAAGGCGAAAAGUACGAGAAGCAGAUUGGUUACCUCACUUAUCUGGGUCAAGAUACUGUAGAGUUAACUGGAAAUAUAUCGUGGUUCAAUAAGGUUCCAGAACGUCUAAAAAAUGUCGAUUCCAAGUCAGAUUAUAUAGAGGUGGCUUCUGAUAAGAAAGGACUGAUCGAUCCAAUAAAGGAUAUCAAGCGAUAUCUUGGAACCAAUUCUUCUAGUAGCUCAGUAUCUAAACGAGAGAAGGAAGAUAAGGAGAAGGAUAAAGAGAUAGAACGAAAAAGAAAACGAGAAGAUGAUGAUAGUAGCAGUCAUGGAAGUAAACAUGUAAAGAAGAAAAGGAGACAUUCACACGAAAAAGAUAGGUAUUAUCCAAAAAAGAAGAAAAAGAAGAGGAAGAAACACAAAAAGAAGAAGCAUAAAAGUUGUGAAUUGUCGUCUUGCAGCAGUGAAGGAGGAGAAGGAGAAGAUGAUGAUAGAGUCGCUAUAAAAAAAGCCAAGCUGGAAGCACUUCGAGCGCAAAGGCUCCACAGAGAGGCCGAGGAAAGUUUGCGUGCGAAGCGAGUACUGGCUAAACUAACGGGAGAGAUAUUGCCUGAGGACAAAAAACCGACUCAAGACUCAGCCGUCAAACAAAAGUAUCAUUCUCAGUUCAAUCCCCACUUGGCGAAGCAAAAUUUCUUUGAGGACAUCAACACCAAAAAUACAAAGUCAACCCAAUAGAAAUUUAAUUUUAACAGUUGAACCACUCUGAAUCGACCUAUUGAGCCCUAUCUGAUUCCAUUAUAUUAGCAGUCAUAAAAUAUCAUGUGUAUUAUUUUGUAAAUAAGAAUACUUAUCUUAUACUUAUACUUUGAAACAAAUUAUUCCAGGCGUCAUUCAAUUAUGCGAUAGUACACCAAUAAAUAGGUUGAUAAAUUCAA